This is a messenger RNA of Spirometra erinaceieuropaei, 4208 nucleotides long. The record is from the annotation of a GenBank genome assembly. Lineage: Eukaryota; Metazoa; Platyhelminthes; Cestoda; Diphyllobothriidea; Diphyllobothriidae.
UGAGCAUAUCCGCUGUCCUCUGCGAGCCAAUCUUCAAUGCUGUCUUCUGGCAGACCAGUGACUUUAGGCGCGCGCAGUCCUCAUUAAUAGCCGUGCGGAUUGAGAAUUAACACCGUUGCAAGGCAUUCUCCCGCAAAAAAUGCGUGUCUCGACAACUAGACAGGAAGUUCACAGCUUACAGGAACUUUCCUGUUAGGGUUUGUACUGUAGUCGCAAUUAUUUCCAGGGAAUUCUAUAUUUGCUGCUUUGCCGUUGCAUUUGCACUGUUUUACCAGAUUCCAGUCCUGUUUUGAGCACUUUUUCACAGGCCGAUGAAUCCAUUUUGCAAACCCGUCUCGUAUAUAUCCUACUUCGUUUGCGUCUUUAGGGAUUAGUGUCGUGUGGGGGCUUUACGGACUUCCUUCUAGAACUGAACUCUUUCGAACUGCUACGCUUUUGCUUAACUGUCUCCCUUUGAAUAGGGAGGCCUGAUUUUCGAAACAGGAAAUGUACUUACGCCUCAGACUUAUGCCCGAACCCUCCCUCAUAGACUGAAAUGGGUAGAGGUGGUGGACCAAUAAGGGGUUUAGUAUUUAUAGAAUGUAUUUGCUACAAGACCACACUCCUGGCAAACUUGACAGUUUCGUAAGCGCAUGUCGCAUGCCGCCAUCGCCUAAUUUAUUGUCGUUCAUAAAACAAUUACUUUUUUCCUGCUGUCGCUGUAUUCUCACAUUACGCAUUCCCCUUAUUUACUAUGGAAUUCACGACUAAAAAUCCACCUGGCUGCAAAUAAGCACCAAAUAAUAGUUACGUGUCCUCUCCUUGUGCUAAAUACGCCUGCAAAUUACCCUUAUUAAUUUAAUUUGAUAAGUAUUAUAUAAAUUUCUCAAGUCUCUUUAAUAAGGAUACCCAGGUGAUCUUGUGCUGACAGAGCAAGUGUUUACUUUUAUUUUACCGUUUGUUUUACUAUAUGGGUUCGUUUUAUUUUUCUUUGUAUUUUAAGAUGUGUAUUGCCACCUACCUCCUCUCCUCGCCCAAAGCGCCAAAAAACUCUGGCGGGAAGCUAUGGAAUCAUCAAGUCGAUACUACUCUCGCCGGUAUAUCGGACACCAAUUUCCCUGUGUGGUCUUCUGUUUCAUUUUUCUAUAUGAUUUUUCAUGGAGCAAUGGGGUAAUCCGAGGAAAAACUUCUAGAGAGCAAGCCCUUUUAGUCAUACCGAUUGAUUCAAGUGACGCCAGUUCCCUAAGGUGUCUGCUCUCUCCAUCUUCAGUCCUCACUAUGUAUGCACACUUUACGACGUUUUUUAUGCCUCUACUUCAGACGGGACGCUGUCGCGUCGUCGCCGCUUGUGACUACAUGAACCUUCUCUGCGUCUCCCAGCCGUCCGCUAACCCCCUUGUCAAGGGCUUUGGCUUUCGAAAGGUCAGUUGCUAGUCAUUUCCAUUGUACUACCCUUUAACUUUCCUCUCUGUCAUGCGUCCAUCCACUUCGACCGGCUUUCUGUACUACCAACCUUUCAUUGACACUUUCGAAAUACUGGGUCCGCCAUUUUUUCACAGUGUUACCUUUGAAUGGCCUCUCAUGAUGUGUUUGUGUUUUUCUCCCCUCCUCUGGCUUAGGUACACACUGGCGAACUGCGUCCACUCAAGUACAUCCACUUACACUCACAACCCAUUCGAGACCUUGCCUUCCAUCCCGAACAUGAGGAUGGCAUAGUCGUCUCCGCAAGCAUGGACAAGUCGCUCAAACUCACCAGUCUGCUUGUUGAUCAGGUAAGUUAUCUCUCUGCUAGAAUUUCGCUUUCUUCAGACAUUAGGUAAACACUUCUCCCCCUCUCUCCUGUCCUGUCGGUCAUCGCUCAAGACCGUGCAAACUUCUUACGUUAAGUCUCCCAAUAAGUGUGCUCCAAUCACGUCUCAUUUAACACCACCAAACUCUUUCUCUGUUCAGUACUUUCCCCCCUAAGACACCCCGGUUUGAAAAUUUUUCUCCUGAGACCUGAUGCCAUUGUCUUUGUUGCCUCUGAAAUACGUGCAUAGUUUUGUCACCCGCUGUGUCCACGUCNACAAUAAGAUAAAUUCGAAGUUACCGGAUAGUAGUUUUAAGUCACUCACCCUGACUGCAGCAGGUGAUACAGACAUUUCAGAUCACAAACGGUUGCUAUGCAACCGCCUGAAUUGAACUCCAAGAAGCCAAAAUGAGGAGCUCAAAGGAGUUCCAUGAACACCAACCCAACCAAGUGGGAGUAAGUAACGGUAAUCAAGUAGAAUGUUUCCAAUAAAGUGACCGUCGGUAAUCACAAGUCCUUCGCUGUCAGACAUUUUUGAAAUAUUAUCGAGCACAAUUGCUGUCCGUUACCAAAUUACAGUAGGUGCAGCGGCCGAUACCGACUAACAAGCGGUCACUAUUCAACCGCCUGUGAAGGGCUCUAGAUUGAGUUAUAAGGAGGAACUGCGCGAACACGUCCAGUGAUCAGAUGGGCGUUUGGUCCGAUCGUAGAACGUUGGACGUAACGCUCAAUAACCGAAAACUCCGAGUUUGAAUAUCUCAGGUUAUUAGGGCCUAGUAGUUGUACUUCGUACGUCUGCGAUCAUGCCUGAUCUAACCGGCCUUGAUGAUGUUCUAAUUAGUCCUCUCCACGCGUGACGAUCCGCGGCAGCAGAUCUGGACAGUUUAACCCAUUCUCUUCGCCAACGACAGAGACCAAGUAUCGAAGGUCCAAGAACCACCUUCAUGCCUUGACGAACUGUGUCGAGCCAUAUUUCGAGUUGACCUCCGUUUCGAGAAGAUAUGCCGGACAGUGUACGUGAAGUAUGUCCAACAACAGUAAUUCAAACCUGGAGUUGAAGAUGGCUGACUGAAGACGGCUAAUAAACCAGAUUUGGACACCACAGUCUCCGUCAACUUCGUCAGUGCUUGCUCUAUGCGAAAAUUCGCAUUGCUUCGGAGUCCCACGAUAAAUUCCACACGCGGACGCUCACAGAUGGGAGACCGAAGGGCGACCCAGUCUCUAACUCUUAAAGCUCGGUAGCAUGUCCUCGUUUCACCCUGUGGUCCUCAUGGAUCCACUAAUGCCACUCGCAUGUGACUUUGAGUGUUCUCGAUGGCAGUUGAAAGGCGUGAACUCUCAGCUACUGGAGCGUUUACUCUGGUGCUCAGUAGUCAGAGAACCUGCAGUAGGACUUUCAAGACCUCAAUCUCGCUGACGAAAGGAAGCAAAUAAGUCUAGAAUGGUCACGCAAGACACCUCAGUCACUUUCGCGGACAUUUCUCAAGGUCCAAUUGUUUUGAGAAAUUUCAGCAGGCUUCCCGCAGGGAAAUGUCGCUGUGCCGGCCAGACGCUUCCAAGAUCUUAAGCCGUCACACAAAAGAGGCUGAUAAUUUUAGGUGUAGUCGAAAGACACCUACCAUGCCUCGGAGACAGGCCAAAGGGGGUGUACUAAUUCAUUCGGAUGUCAGCUGCACCCCAAAUGACCGAAUAUCACUGAGAUUCUUUGAGGUAGGACGGUGGGAGCACUUAUGCAACUAAACGUGAACAGCCAAGCGUAUAAAAGAGGACACGCUGCAAGAUAAUUCUCAACCGACUUUACUCUGUUGCUUAUGCAUUUAAGUACAAUCCCGAGCUGAUGAGGAGGGUUGGCCUGUCUGACGCGCAGAAAAUAGGUAAUACAAAGAGCCACGUGAACUCCAAAUGUUUGCUUGAACUUCCACACGAGGCAUUCCCCAUGAGUUUAGAAAGUACUCCAAAUCGUCACUCCUAUGCCAUACGCACGACAUUAUGAUUGACCCACCGGAAAAAAAAGGAACUAAUUAGAGAGUAACCUCGCGGCUAGUCAUGGCCAAGGCCCUGUGAAAGACUUCCGUAUUCGAUCGCAGACGAGCUACGCGAGUCAAAACCUUAUCGAAUAGUGGAGACGCACCUGCGACGACGUUGAGUGGGUGGCGCGGACAUCGGCCCUAGUACACCGCGUCAGUUCGACAAGUGUACGCGGUAAGGAACGCGGUAGAAUUUGCUAUCCAAGCUUGGAGACCCUGGACCGCGAAGGACCUCAGCAUCCUUGAAAGGGUUCAAAGGCGUGCGACGAAACUUGUGGCAGGACAGGGUUCACUACCAUAUGCAACGCGGUUAGCUAACCUUCAUCUCUUCCCCUUGAGUUACAGGCAGUUACGGGGUGACCUGAUACAAGUCUUCCGUAUCAUACGCGGUCAGGACUGCAGCCUCGUACCGG